Molecule: messenger RNA, 1396 nt
Organism: Ananas comosus (pineapple)
Lineage: Eukaryota; Viridiplantae; Streptophyta; Magnoliopsida; Poales; Bromeliaceae
Product: inositol-tetrakisphosphate 1-kinase 3-like
Exons: 10
Coding region: 203-1237 (344 amino acids)
Biological process (GO): inositol trisphosphate metabolic process
Cellular component (GO): cytoplasm
Molecular function (GO): inositol-1,3,4-trisphosphate 6-kinase activity; inositol-1,3,4-trisphosphate 5-kinase activity; magnesium ion binding
Source: RefSeq, a predicted model, not a curated record
UUUCUCUCUCUUCUUCACCGCGUUCGAAUUCUCUCUCUCCUCUCUCUCUCUCUCUAGGGUUUUGAUCCCACGAAGCCUCUCCAUUCUCGCAUCCCGAUCCCGGGAGGGGCGAUUCUAGGGUUUCCGCCGUUGAUCACGGAUCCGUUGCGUGGUUUCUGAGGGUUUUGAUCGGGGGAGGUUUGGGGUUGGGGGUAGGGAUUUGAUGAGGUUCGACGGGGAGAUCCCGCUCUGGGAUGAGGAGGAGGAGGAGGAGGAGAACGAGAGGGUCUCGGCCAUGGCGUGCCCCACGCCGCCCCAGAAGCUCGUCGUGGGCUACGCCCUCACGUCGAAGAAGGUGAAGAGCUUCUUGCAGCCGACGCUCGAAUCCCUCGCUAGGAAGAAGGGCAUUUGUUUCGUUGCAAUCGACCAAGGCCUUCCUCUUUCAAAACAAGGUCCUUUUGACAUCAUUCUGCACAAGUUAACGGGAAAAGAUUGGCAACAGAUUCUAGAGGAUUAUCAAGAAGAUCAUCCAGAAGUGACCAUCCUUGACCCACCCGAUGCUAUACGACAUUUACACAAUCGCCAAUCGAUGCUUCAGGAUGUAGCUGACUUAGACUUAGCAGAUUGGAAUGGUAAAGUUGACAUUCCUAGGCAACUAGUUAUUACCAAAGAUCCAUCUUCAAUACCAGCUGCAGUCACAGAGGCUGGACUAACACUACCUUUAGUAGCCAAGCCAUUAUUGGUUGAUGGAAGCGAAAAGUGCCAUGAAUUAGCUCUCGCUUACGAUCAGUUUUCCUUGUCAAAGCUCGAGCCACCUUUGGUUCUCCAGGAAUUUGUGAAUCAUGGGGGUGUUCUAUUUAAGGUGUAUAUUGUUGGGGAAAGUGUUAGGGUUGUGCGCCGUUUUUCCCUUCCUGAUGUUAAUAAGAGUGAAUUGUUGAAUAAUUCUGGUGUUUAUCGGUUUCCGAGGGUUUCUAGUGCUGCAGCUAGCGCAGAUGAUGCAGAUCUUGACACUAGUGUUGCUGAACUUCCUCCAAGGCCACUGCUCGAAAGUCUAGGCAAAGAACUUCGUCGACGGCUGGGACUUAGACUGUUCAAUAUAGAUAUGAUCAGAGAGCGCGGGACGAGAGACCGGUUCUAUGUCAUAGAUAUCAACUAUUUCCCUGGAUAUGGUAAAUUGCCAGGCUAUGAGCACGUAUUCACGGACUUUCUCCUAAGCCUAGUGCAGAGCAAGUACAAACGGCGCUUGGCGAACAGUUAAACACGACGCGUCAUACGACACAUAAAAUUCCCAAAGUACCCAGAAAUCCACCUCUGCACAUACUCCCAACAAGAAUUCCCAUGUACAUAGCGGGGAUAGUUCCGGUGGGUGCUUUAGUCGCUGCGAGCAUAACCUCCCUCCUCACCCUUUGAAUUCACU